AUGAAGGGUGCGCAAACUUACAAGCUCAUCAGGAUCGUCGGUUUUUGUCUUGGUGUUGGUCGCGGUGGUGCGCUGGUGACGGUUAAUUUACCAUAUUUUCAAAAACCCUUUCUAUAUUUUACUCUUUCUACGAAAUCAGGAGCAUCACCACCAAAACAGACGGCGAUGAAUGCAGUGAACCUGCCGCCGCAGGUGUUGGACUGGCUUUUCAAGGUCCUACAACCAUACUACGAUGCGAGAACGACAUUCCGGGACGUGGUGUUCACAUUGAGCGAGAACACGGCACUACGGCCCAAAACGCGUGUAUUCACAGACUUUCAAGGAAGAUCUCAGCUGCUCCUGUGCUUGUACGGGAGGCUUGAAUCCGUACCCGUGCUGGUUUGGGUGCCCCUUGAGUACCCGAUAGCGGCGCCUUACCCGUUUGUUGACCUCGAGGCACUGCGCGGUGCACGCCUACGAGCCAAUUCGUACGUGGACGCAAACGGCGCUUUUUCAGUGCCGGCGCUCGAUCGGUGGGACCCGCAGGUCUCGACCGUGGGUGGGCUAGUGAGCGAAAUGGCGCGUGCUAUAACUGAAGAGCCGCCAGUAUACAUGGAUGAAGAGCUUCAAAGCCCGCCCAUCCCACCGCGUGCUGCGCUUGUCCCUACAGCCGUUCCCAAUGCUGUGGUCGACGACCUGGUGCGCCGAGUUGGCGCUUCCAGCCUGGAGGACGACAUUUCAUCACGCGCGCCGGCCCUGCCGCCCAAGCCUCCUCUGGGUGUUGCAUCUGAAAGCUCUAACACUCCUGUUGUACCUCUACCUCCCAGGCCUCCUAUGGUUGCGCCCGAGCGUUCUGUUGAAACCUCGUAUUCCUCACACUCUCUGCAGCCGCCUGCCAGCAUACCCACUUCUCCUCAUGAUACGCCACUUCCUCCCAGGCCUCCUACCAAAAACUCCUUCUCAAGCCAAGCAUAUACAGACGGCCAACUAGAUACUCAACAGACUGGAAACCCUGCUGCCAGUGUCACAACUGCCCCGGCGACGCCACAGCCAAUCCCUGACCUUAUGGGCACUGACACGGGCGCCGAGAGCAACUCCUCACAUCAUCACGCUAUAGAAGAGCUCCGUCACACUAUUGCUUCGCUCAGCGAGCAGGACCGCCAAUCAGUUCAGGAGACGCUAAAGACCCGCAUGUAUGCGGUGCAAAACGCGACAGCACAGUUCAAACACAUCAGCGAUCACGAGGCUGCUGCCCUAAAGCAGUUCAGCCAGACGCUGUGCUCCAGGCGCCAGGCUCUGCGAGAAAAUCUGGAUCAAGUCGAUCUGCAGCUACAAAAAGCGCAACAAUACAUCCAAGACUAUGGGCCGGACACAGACUUGCGCUCAAUUCUUGCUCCGGAGCCUGCAGGAGUUCAACAGCUUCGCAGUCUAGUUGCUAAGGACCAUGCCAUCACAGAUGCCAUUCAUGCCCUCACCCGCAUGCUCGGCCAAAACUCGAUCACGCUUGACAUAUUCAUAAAGAAGACUCGCUCCUUGGGCAGGGAUCAAUUCCUCGCGCGCGUGCAUAUAAACAAAAUACUGGGGCAGAUCCAACCUCGCAGUAACUAG
Messenger RNA from Lachancea thermotolerans CBS 6340, 1587 nucleotides. It is a transcript of the gene STP22, whose product is annotated as ubiquitin-binding ESCRT-I subunit protein STP22. The transcript has 2 exons. The record is from RefSeq and is a predicted model, not a curated record. Gene Ontology annotation, biological process: protein transport; endosome to lysosome transport; protein modification process. Gene Ontology annotation, cellular component: ESCRT I complex. Gene Ontology annotation, molecular function: ubiquitin binding. Bases 1 to 1587 code for a protein of 528 amino acids. NCBI's taxonomy places the organism in Eukaryota, Fungi, Ascomycota, Saccharomycetes, Saccharomycetales, Saccharomycetaceae.